Messenger RNA from Zingiber officinale, 1634 nucleotides. RefSeq lists its product as uncharacterized. The record is from RefSeq and is a predicted model, not a curated record. The transcript is spliced from 6 exons. NCBI's taxonomy places the organism in Eukaryota, Viridiplantae, Streptophyta, Magnoliopsida, Zingiberales, Zingiberaceae. Bases 409 to 1350 code for a protein of 313 amino acids.
AGGGAAGACAACGCAACGCCGUGCACAGUAAUUACGAACCACGCGGCGGCUUUCCUCCUCGUCCUCCUCCUUCGUUUGUCUCCUCCUUCGUUUAAAGAGAAGAGAAUCGCCACCGCCUUUCCUCCUCCUCUCUUCUCGAUUCGAUCAAUCCUGUCUGUUCUUAUCGGCGAUUUUAAUCUUUGUGGUGUUGUGGGCGCAUUGAUGGAGGUUUGCCUUGAGGGGUGAAGCCGUGAAUCUUUGCCCUUUGCUCCUAGUUUCUGAAUCCGUGCAGAGAGAGCACUUUUCUCGUUCUUCUCGGUGUUUAUUGUCCUAACACUUCGAUUCGGGGCCUGAUUCUCUCGGUCUGGAGGUUGCAAUUUUAGUUUUGAUUGAUUGAAUUAGGUAAAGACUGGUUUUUGGGAGGAAAAAAUGGAGAAUAACUGGCGGAAGCGAUCCAAUUUGCAGUCUUUCCUCAGUCGCACAACGCCGGCGGUUCCUGUUUACACCCUACCGAAGGUACAGAUGAGUUCGCGGGAUUUAUACUGGCAGCCUAUCCUGCAAAGCAAGGUUGAGUAUUUCAAUCUUGUAAACCUCUGGGAUCAGUACAGCGAGUGGAGCGCAUAUGGCCUUGGAGUACCGAUCAUUCUCGAUAAUUGUGAUAGCGUAGUACAGUACUAUGUUCCUUACCUCUCUGCCAUCCAAAUUUACACCAGCAAAUCACAUUCUCUUACAAGGAGCUUGUUGGAUGAUAGCGAUAGGGAAUUAUUCAGUGAUGACAGUGAGAGCGAGAAGUUGUCUAGAUCAUCUGAUGCCGUAUCAGAUGACUCUUUCAUCGACCAAGAGGUUUCAUGGCCGACAAGAAACCUCUUGGGGCAAUUGUACUUGCAGUAUAUAGAAUAUGGUUCUCCUUAUGGGAGGAUACCCCUCAUCGACAAGGUAAGCGAACUAGCACAUAUGUAUCCUGGUUUGACAUCACUCAGAAGUGUGGACAUCUCACCAGCUAGCUGGAUGUCGGUUGCUUGGUACCCAAUCUACCACAUUCCAUCUUGUAGGAAUGCAAAGGACCUGUCCGCAUGCUUCUUAACUUAUCAUACUAUCUCUGCAUCGUUCCAAGAGAAUAGUGCACCCGAGCAAAUAACCGAGAACUAUAGCUCUACAAAUGUAAGCAAUGUGAGGGAGAAUAAGGAAGGAAGUAACUGCAUCUCACUUGCUCCCUUUGGUCUUGCCACAUACAAGUUGCAGGGUAGCCUGUGGAUGAACCCCGAAACCACUGACAUCCAACGGAUGAGCUUCCUGUACAGUGCUGCAUAUUCUUGGCUGAAGCAGCUUGGAGUCGAACAUCAUGACUUUGACUUCUUCACCACUCACUAAAUGAAAGUCAUGUUCUUCCCCGCUAAGAGUAAGAGGUUUCAAUGACAUUUCUAACUGCUUUCGACAGGCGUAAGGUGAGUAGCUGGUUUCCAUCAACUUCAACUUCAACUUCGAGUGGUUCUUGGCAUUCUAACUAUUAGACUGAAUCUAAUUAUGUCGGGAUGGUGGUUAUGAUGUUUCAAUUUGCUCGUGGGAAAGCGACUAUGAGUAGCAUGUCUGUUUCGAUAUACUGAUGUAUAAUGAGUUGUCUAUUUUUAGUGUAUCUUUACUCUAACUUCCUAUAA